Leguminivora glycinivorella is the source of this 2744-nucleotide messenger RNA. It is a transcript of the gene Jheh-lp3, whose product is annotated as juvenile hormone epoxide hydrolase-like. Bases 199 to 2133 code for a protein of 644 amino acids. The record is from RefSeq and is a predicted model, not a curated record. Gene Ontology annotation, molecular function: glutathione peroxidase activity; epoxide hydrolase activity. Gene Ontology annotation, biological process: response to oxidative stress; epoxide metabolic process. Lineage: Eukaryota; Metazoa; Arthropoda; Insecta; Lepidoptera; Tortricidae. The transcript has 10 exons.
UCUACUUCUACCUACUCUACUGGCUACUUGCUACUUGUUUGUGCGUUGUGAUUGCGCCGGGUUGAUUAUUUCUAUUUUUUCCAACAGUGCAACAACCGAAAGAUAAAAGCUAUCAUUAGUUGCACAGUCUUCAUAUUGUAGUAAACACUCUGUUUACAUCGUUACAGUAUAUACCAGAAGGACAGAUAGUAAGCAAAUAUGAAGAAUAAGAAAGAUAAAGGUAAAAAAUCAGCCCCAAAACAAGAAAAAUCUUUGACCCUAAGAUACAUAGUGUUCACGGUGCUAACGGUACUCCCCGUUGCCGCGGCCUACUGUGUGUUUCAUGUAUUUGCUGCUCCGCCACCUGUGCCGGAGAUGGACAUCAACGCUUGGUGGGGUCCGUACCCCAUCAGUCAGAAACCUGAUGUCUCCAUCAGACCUUUCAAAAUUGAAUUCUCUGAUGUGAUAGUGAACGACGUAAGAGAGCGCCUGCUCCACCGGCGUCCCUUCACGCCUCCCCUAGAAGACGCUGGCUUCACAUACGGUUUCAACUCAGACUUCCUGACGCGAGUGCUCGACUUCUGGCAGAACAAGUACGACUUCAAGCAGCGGGAACAGUUUCUCAACCAGUACCCCCAGUUCAAGACUAACAUACAGGGCUUGGACAUCCAUUAUUUGCAUGUCAAGCCGAAGGUCGAUGAGGAUUUGAAGCCAGUGGUAGUGCCACUGUUACUCCUUCACGGCUGGCCGGGUUCUGUGCGAGAGUUCUACGAGAUGAUUCCUAAACUGACCACGCCGCGAGCGCAGCACAACAUCGUCUUUGAGCUCAUCAUACCUAGCCUGCCGGGCUUUGGCUUCUCGCAGGGCGCCGCUCGACCCGGCCUGGGCCCAGCCGAAAUCGCCGUAGUAUUCCACAACCUAAUGCAGCGUAUAGGCGUGCCCAAGUACUACAUCCAGGGCGGAGACGCAGGCCACACUAUAGGCUCCAAUAUGGCUACAUUAUUCCCGGAGAACGUACUGGGAUUCCAUACAAACUUCCCCGCGUUAAUUUUCCACCCGUACGCGCAUGUAUUUAACUUUUUGGGUAAAUUCUGGCCCAGUCUUGUUGUGGAGCCCGAGCUGCAAAGCCGGAUGUACCCGUGGGGAGAGAAGGCCAAGCAUCUCAUCGAGGAGUCCGGCUACAUGCACAUUCAAGCGACCAAACCGGACACUAUUGGCACAGCACUGACCGACUCCCCAGCUGGUCUAGCCGCCUACAUCCUCGAGAAAUUCUCCACAUGGACCGACCCCGCCUUCAAGAAAGCUGGCGACGGAAACAUACUCUCCAAGUUUUCGUUGACAACUCUGCUGGACAAUGUCAUGAUCUACUGGACUUCCAACUGUAUCACUACUUCUGUACGGCUGUAUGCGGAGACAUUUUCUAAGAAGCAGCAAAGUCUGAGGCUGGAUGAGGUACCAACGGAAGUCCCAACCUGGGGCAUCAAGUUCAAACACGAGCUGGUCUUCCACCCGGACCAGUUCCUACGGCUGAAGUACAAGAGCUACCUGCACAGCACCGUGGUGGAGGCUGGUGGCCAUUUCGCAGCCUUGGAGCACCCUGAUAUCCUGGCUGAUGAUGUGUUUGAGGCUGUGGAGGCGUUCCGGCACUUCCAUGCAAGAAACAACCCAGACCAAAAACCGAAGACAAUCUACGACUUCACAGUAAAAGACAUCAACGGGCAAACCGUAAAACUGGACAAAUACAAGGGCUACGUCACAAUCAUCGUCAACGUCGCCUCCCAGUGCGGAUACACCGACAACCACUACAGAGAACUCAACCAACUGUACGACAAAUACGCAGCGAAGGGUCUUCGUAUACUGGCCUUCCCGUGCAACCAGUUUGGUAACCAAGAACCGGGGAGUCUUAAAGAAAUCCUAACCUUUGCUAAAAACAAAGGAGCCAAGUUCGAUUUAUUCGAAAAAGUAGAAGUGAACGGAGACAAUGCUCACCCGUUAUGGAAGUUCUUGAAAGAGGUUCAAAGUGGAAUGCUAACUGAUGCUAUAAAAUGGAACUUUUCAAAGUUCAUAGUUGAUAGGAACGGGGUGCCCGUGGAGAGGUUUGGGCCUAGCACGAGCCCUUUGGAACUGGAAACGUAUUUGGCUAAAUAUUGGUGAUGAGUUUUACCGCUGGAACCUGGACCAUUUAAUAUGAGGUUUUUUUAUAGCAAAGACUACUGUGUAGUCAUGAAUCAUUCUUUUAAACCUAGCUAUGGAGGGGAUAGGACUUAAGUGAAAGUAUCUCAAGACCUCUAUUAACAUUGUAUAAAUCUGAACAAGCAUAUAAGUGGGUGUAUAUUUAAGUGAAGUAAAUGUGUAUAAUACAACCAAACCUAUUUAACUUUAGAACAGUUAAGUAGCAUUACCUCGAAAUGGAAAGUAAACCAAAUGUUAAGUUAUUUAUAUUUUUCUCGUUUAUUUCUCACGAUUUGCUUGAAGCAAACGUUACGUAGGUACCAAAGCACAUUUGUAUAUAAUAAGUGUGCAUUUAUUUUCAUUAAGGCGAGGUAUGUUAAAAGCGAUUUUUGAUGCUCUCUAUUUCAAAAGCUCCUUGAAAUAAAUAUAAUCGAAAAUAUUACUUAUUGGCCUAUACCUUGCUUUCAGCACAGGCCAGAUUGACAAAAAUAAACAUAAUACCUACCCAAAUUGUAUAUGUUGAGUGGAUUUGACCUGCACUCCUGUUGUUUUUUUUUUUGUACGAGAGCAAUAAACAUUUUUUACGUGAAAUU